Ixodes scapularis (black-legged tick) is the source of this 5961-nucleotide messenger RNA. RefSeq names its product CUGBP Elav-like family member 1-A. Gene Ontology annotation, biological process: mRNA splice site recognition; regulation of alternative mRNA splicing, via spliceosome. Lineage: Eukaryota; Metazoa; Arthropoda; Arachnida; Ixodida; Ixodidae. Gene Ontology annotation, cellular component: cytoplasm; ribonucleoprotein complex; nucleus. Gene Ontology annotation, molecular function: mRNA 3'-UTR binding. The record is from RefSeq and is a predicted model, not a curated record. The transcript is spliced from 18 exons. The coding region runs from base 577 to 2256 and encodes 559 amino acids.
GUCCUCUUCUGCCCGCGACGUUGGAAAGCCGGAGUUUGCGCGUGUUCGCUAUCUGGUCCGAACCGCGUUGGCUGCUGCCCUUUUGGACCUCGUCUGGCAACAAGUGCCCCCCUCCCCUCUUUCCCUCUCCUCCGAUAAGGAACGCUUUACUCUCGCCGUCCUUCGUGGCCGCCUUAUCAACGCAGAAUGGCUCGCGGAUGAAGCUGGUUGGUUGGGCUGAUUUCGCCUUGUCUCUGUCGGAUAAAAAAAAAAAGAGUGCUAGGCCUAACGGGCGAGGACCGAGUAGCCCCCCCCAAAAAUACGCGUGUUCGUGUGUUCGCAGAUUGAUUCGCUGUUCGCGACUGCGUGCGACGCAGUGUCGUCUUCUCUGCUCGAAGUGGUGUCGGCGGCGGCGGUGGUGGUGUCUCUCUGUAUCUGUGUGUUGUGUGUUUUCGUGGACGUGUGUUGACUUGUCGGUGUGUCAUAACUCCCCCCCUCCCGUGGUCGUCUUGGUCGUCGUCGGUCCGUUUCUGCUGGCCGGGGUGUCGAAUGCGACAGCAAAAGCCCCCCCGUAGAGCGUGUCUCUGAGGUGGAGGUAUGACUGAUAAGGAGAUUGCCAAAAUUGAAGCGAUCGUCGAGCGUAUUUUGCCGAGAACGAUGAAUUCGCCGGGCAAAGAGCAGCCUGACCCCGACGCGAUCAAGAUGUUCGUGGGUCAGAUCCCACGCUCCUGGGACGAGAACGACCUGAAGAAGAUGUUCGAGGACUUCGGACCCGUGUACCAGAUCAACGUGCUCCGGGACAAGGCCACCGGCACCAGCCGAGGAUGCUGCUUCGUCACGUUCUACACCCGCAAGUCCGCCCUGGAUGCCCAGAACGACCUCCACAACAUGAAGACGUUACCGGGGAUGCACCACCCGAUACAGAUGAAACCUGCUGACAGCGAAAACAGAAAUGAGCGCAAGCUGUUCAUCGGCAUGCUGGCCAAGGAGUGCAACGAGAGCGACGUCCGCGUCAUGUUCUCGCCCUUCGGUUCCAUCGAGGAGUGCACCGUGCUCAGGGACGGCAGCGGACAAAGCAAAGGAUGCGCUUUCGUGACGUACGCAAGCCGGCAGUGUGCCAUCAACGCCAUCAAGGCUAUGAACCACUCGCAGACCAUGAAGGGCUGCAACAACCCGAUGGUGGUGAAGUUCGCGGACACGCAGAAGGAGAAGGAGCAGAAGAGGCAGCAGCAGGUGAUGACCAACCUGUGGACCAUGGCCAACUUCGUCAACCUGGGAACGGUUACGCCGCAGUACCUCGCCCAAGCAGCUCAGGCUGGAGCAUUCCCUGGCUUCGCCAAUAUCCCACAGCUGAGCAGUGGUCUUGGAUCCCUGAAUGUGCAGCAGCAACUGGCUGCCCUGGCAGCAGCCCAGGCAUCGGCAAACAACUCGAGUACAGGGUUGAACUCUCUGGGGCUCCAGGGUCUCACGGGACAGGGUGUCACCAGCGCAUUGGCUCUGCCCAGCUCUGGUAACAAUACCACCGACCUCAGCUGUGCAAAUUUACAAAGCCUCGCAGCACUGGCGAACCUGGCAAACAGUCCUGGGAUCAACCCCAUGGUGGUGCAAAACUUGGCCGCUCUGGCAGCUGCCGGAAGCGGGAACAACUCUGCCGGCAUUCCGGGACUCUCGGCCGCGGGCAACGUCUCGGGGAGCACGUCAAGCGGCAACUCAUCUCUGAGUGGGGUGAGCUCCCUCAGUCCAGUGUCAAGCAUGGCCCUGGGCAUGAGCACCAACUCGCUCUCCACCAUGGGAGCGCUCACCAAUGUCAACGGGUUGGGCAACACGGGAGGCCUGACAGCCAACGGGCCCAGCCUGGAUGCCCUGGCGCAAGCCUAUUCGGGCAUGCAGCAGUAUCAAUCUGUGCCAGGAGCCUUUGCGCAGAUUGGACUACAGCAGUCCCAAAACCCUGUUGGAAAGCAAGUCGAAGAGUGCUUCUUUUCCCCCGCCCCCGCCCUGCACACAGGUCCCGAGGGGGCCAACCUGUUUAUCUACCACCUGCCGCAAGAGUUCACGGACAGCGACCUGGCGCAGACAUUCAUGCCUUUUGGCAACGUGGUCUCUGCCAAGGUGUUCAUUGACAAGCAGACCAACCUCAGCAAGUGCUUCGGCUUCGUGAGCUACGACAACUCCCUAAGUGCACAGGCGGCCAUCCAGGCGAUGAAUGGCUUUCAGAUCGGCACCAAGCGACUCAAAGUUCAGCUCAAGAGGUCGAAAGAUGCCAGCAAACCCUACUGAGGAGACGCAGCCCCACCCCUCUGAACAGCCCUCAGAGGGAGCGCAGACACAGAAGAAACCUGGAAUGUUCGUUGUCACCUGUCCCUUGUCGUGUGAGGAGUCCCGCAAAGCGUAGCCUGCACACAUGCACGCACGCACAGCCUGUGUGUGCAGUCCGACGGAAAAAAAAACUCGAAACAGUGUGAGGGAGAGAGAGAGAAAGCACACAAGCCUGCCUCUGCGCGAAUUGUCCUUUGCGGGCGCCGCCUCGCCUCGAAACGACGCUCACGUGGCUCGUCGCAAGACGAGAUUCGGAUGCGACUCGACUCUGCCCCCCCCUUGUUUUACGGCCUUGUCUUUUGCAUCCUCGCCUUUGUUUUGGAGAAGGAACCAACGGGAGGGCACGUGCCGUAUUCGCCGAGAAGGAGCCAGCCCUCUUCGAUUGGCCGUUGAUUGCCGUCCGUGUCACGUGACACGACGACGGGAGUUGAGAUUUCUACCAACACCUUCAUCGUACUACGCAACGCAGAGUGCAGUGGAAGGUGCAGAUAUUUCGGCUUCCGCAAGCGCCACAUGUUGUGUUUGGCGCACACGGCGCCAAUCAAUCGGGGUGAACGUUGGCACACGCCACAAUGGCUGCCUCGCUCUCGUCGUUUGCGGCCAGUGCAUCCCACUGCGCCCGCUUGAAGACCGAAUGAAUGACGGGGACAAACACCCAAAAGGGGGUGGCAAAAACGUCGGCAGGCUUUUGUCCAAAGGGAAGCACAUUUUUUUUUGUUUUUCUUCUGUUUUGUUUUGUUUUUUGUCUGACACAGCUAAUUGUUUGCGUGUUCUCCCACCAUUGAGUGUUGUUGCGAGGGGUGGUGCUGGAAGCAAACCGUGGUAGUACGUGUUGCUGAGCUUCCCGCUUUUUUUGCGCUACUUUUGUGUAUUUUUUUUUAACCGGUGUGCGGUGGUGUGUCAUGAAACAGAAAGGCACGACACGUGUGAAGGUGUAUGUGGCACGUGGAAUGAGGUAUUUUUUGUGCUAUCCUCUGGCUUUUUUGUUGUUUAUUUUUUCACUACGCGGCGGUGUUUUCUUUUGUGGCGUAUAUUUUCUCUUCGACUUGGUAAGGACGUAGUGUAGACGGCGAGGUCCUUUCCUUCGAUGCCUUUUUUUUUUCGUUUGUGGCUAGUGACUUGAUGUAUUCUUCCCACCUUCAGUCAGGGUAAUAUGUAGCAUUGUAGGCAAUUCUCUUUGUUUAUUUCAAUCUUUAAGUUUAUUUUUUCCUUCUUGUGUACAUUUGAGACAGUAGUCAUUGGUGUGUGUGGUCUUCUUUUUCUUCCGGUUAUUACCCUGUUGUGGCACAUUAUUGUAUAACAAUGAGAAAGAUUUUGGGGGGGACGGCACCCUCUGUGGGCAACUAUGGCAAUCUCUCGAGCUUGCAAAAAAGGGAGGAGGUGUCAUUUUUGAUAUUUUUGCUGCUGGUUUGCCCCUAACCUCUAAGGUCAUCUGUUUGAUAACUUUAGUUGCCAACAAGUUGUGCUUUGGAAUUUUUUUGUUCUGUGCAGAUAGUUAGAUCGAAUGAUCCUGGAAUGUGCAGUAUUCUGUGUGGUACUUGUUGCUUUCAAAAGGCACAUGUUCGUCGGCUCUCUUACGACUCUACGCUUUCUUCUCCACCCAUGUUUGUGUUUCUUUUUUAAGAAAAAAUUUAACGUCUGUCGCAGUAGUUUUGGUCUGCGAGAUUCCAUUUCACUAGAUGUAUUAGCCGCUCAACAUUCUUAUCAGACAUUUUUUUUUUUUCAUGUUCAGUGUUGCUUGUACGAGCCUCUGAUUCUGAGGAGCUUUCAGUGUUGUUUCUUGGGACGGUUUGUUAACCUGAUUUUGUCUUUCGGCAGGCAGACAGGGUCGCGGGGGGCACAGAUCGGCGUUGCGAUUUGGGCGGUUUUCAGUGGCGGGUGAGCCGUGCAGGGUGGGGCACCUGGAAACUUUCGUGUACCAAGGAGGGAGGUGUAUGAAGGGAUAGACAGAUACAGCCAGUUCAUGUGAUCGAACACACGCCGACAGCUUGACAACACAAUGAGCUUCUUGCGAAAUGCUUUACUCGUUCAGCGACGAAGGACGUCUGCUGCCAUUGCCGCCUAAGGGAACGGGGAAUGUCGUUACUUUUUUCCUGUGUCACGUCGCGUCCUGUGAAAGACAGCAAGCGUGUAAGAAAACACCGUGCCAAAAAAAGAAACCUAAAUUAAGAUGCAUUGAAGCAGAAAACAAACGUCUGGGAAUCGGAGGCUUUUCUGCCCCUUUCAGGACCACGCGAGUUGAUCGGCGCCUCCGACGACGCAUUUUCGGCGCGGAUGCGCCGCUACUCUUUGGUGUCGUCGCACGAGUCUCAUACCGUUGUUUUUGUCAGUGUAUACUUCAUUGGGGUUUUUAUUAUUCUUUUCUACCAGGACCCAGUUGAGUUUCCACUGUGUCGUACGUGAGCGUAGCGUUUUGAAGUGAAGAAACCAAACGGCAAUUAUGGAUGUCAGCUGUGGUCGUGUGCCCCUCCCUUCCUUCCCGUGUUGAUGUUUUUUAAGAAAAUGAGAUGUGGAACACGAGAAGAUUCUCACAAACAUGAGGUUCACGAAACCCGCCGCGAGAGUGUUUUCUUCUCUUGAGCUGUCUCCUCCCCUCCGCCUUGUGAAACAGUACUACACAACACGACACCAUCACAGACACAGAUACACACGCGGGCCACGCUUGAGCCUCCACAGAGACAAGGAAAAAAAAAAAAGGAUAGUCACUCUAGAUUUGUGAAGCUUAUUCUUAAGCGUCUACUUUUUUGUGUUUGUGGAACGUACUGUGUAUCGUCUGUGCAGGAAACAGCUGUGAGUUAAUAAUAUAAGGAGAAACAAGAAAACGUGACGGUGGAGAGCAUUACGUGUUUCUACAGUGCAAAGGCGAUUAUUUUUGUACCUGAUGAUAACUGGAAAAAAGGGAUGGCAUAGAGAUGUUUUUUUUUGUUCUUCCUUAUGGGUUUUUAUUUUUGAGGUUUUUCUCGUCUUCUCCCGUUUCCACCACACUGUGUCGGUUGAUGCUGCCGGAACGUGUGAAUAGAAGGCUAUAAGUAUAUCGGGGCGAAACUGGAGCACAACUCGACAUUUUGGGCGCCGACAUUGCUUUCCUGGGAGGGAUUGCUGCCGAUACAUUGCACACAGAGAGAAGAUAAAAAGGGAACCCCUAUUUUUAACCUCUGACAGGAACAUAGAUUGUUUCACCUCCGUCUUGAGUUUGAGAAAAAAAGAAGCUUUGGUUGUUAAAUGCAUACAUGCUUGUGUGCAGCCGGGUGCCGGAGAGGUCUUGUAUUUAACACCAAUAUUCCUGUUACCACAAGUGAUUACUGAGUUACUAUGCUGAUGGCACUUCGGUUUUUGCCCUUACUUGUUUGCUGGAGUGACAUUGAGUACAAGCAGGUGUUUCUUCUUCAUUAUUUUAUUCUAGUGGUUCUCAAGAAGGUCCUUUUCUCAAUUCAAUUUUUUUUUCCCCUUCAGAGUUGAUUGUGCUGGCUGUGUAUCCUUCCCCAUCCCCCCCCCCUUUUUUUUUUCUCGGUGUAUUGAAACUUGUGGGAAGGUCACUUCUCCCUCUCACCUUCUUAUUUUGCUUGUGGUAAGAAGUUACCUUCUUGUUAAGUGCUGAUGUCUCGCACCGAGAGUUUGGGUUUUACAACAGUUUGAAAUAAAAACACCCAAAGUAAUGGUAACUUA